AUGAAGGUGCCUGCCCGGACUAAUCUAAUUAAAGGAACAGAGCGUGUCGCCAUGGGAACAGAAGCACCGAGGCACAGAGCGGCACACGGCACAGAGGAGGCCGGACGUGUAGGAGCUUUUAGAACUUUUUGGGAUAUUCGACAUGUCCUGGAAUGUGUAGGCUUCCAAAUACCGGACGGUACAAUAUCCCAGUGGAAUACCAAUUCGGCGGUGGAAGAGAACAAUGGAUAA
This is a messenger RNA of Nezara viridula (southern green stink bug), 231 nucleotides long. Lineage: Eukaryota; Metazoa; Arthropoda; Insecta; Hemiptera; Pentatomidae. The record is from the annotation of a GenBank genome assembly.